GUGCAAGUAUUGAUUAAGCACUCGGCCGACGUCAAUGCUCGGGACAAGAACUGGCAGACACCUUUGCACGUGGCGGCUGCCAACAAGGCGGUGAAGUGCGCCGAAGUCAUCAUCCCCAUGCUGAGCAGCGUCAAUGUCUCCGACCGAGGUGGGCGGACGGCGUUGCACCACGCGGCUCUGAAUGGCCACAUCGAGAUGGUGAACUUGCUCUUGGCCAAGGGGGCAAACAUCAAUGCUUUUGACAAGAAGGACAGAAGAGCUCUCCACUGGGCAGCAUACAUGGGUCACCUGGAAGUUGUUGCCUUACUGAUUAAUCACGGUGCAGAAGUGACUUGUAAAGACAAGAAGGGUUACACCCCGCUUCAUGCAGCUGCAUCCAACGGGCAGAUUAACAUUGUGAAACACCUCCUUAACCUGGGGGUAGAGAUUGAUGAAAUGAACAUCUAUGGAAAUACUGCACUUCACAUCGCCUGCUACAACGGCCAGGAUUCUGUGGUUAACGAGCUGAUUGACUAUGGUGCUAAUGUAAAUCAGCCCAAUAAUAACGGAUUCACUCCCCUGCAUUUUGCUGCUGCCUCCACGCAUGGAGCACUGUGUCUGGAACUGCUCGUGAAUAAUGGGGCAGAUGUUAACAUUCAGAGUAAGGAUGGGAAGAGCCCGCUGCACAUGACAGCUGUCCAUGGGAGGUUCACACGAUCGCAAACCCUCAUUCAGAACGGAGGGGAAAUCGACUGUGUCGACAAGGAUGGUAACACCCCUCUGCACGUGGCUGCAAGAUACGGACAUGAGCUUCUGAUUAACACCCUCAUAACCAGCGGAGCUGAUACUGCCAAGUGUGGGAUCCACAACAUGUUCCCUCUACACCUGGCAGCGCUGAACGCUCACUCGGACUGCUGCAGGAAAUUGUUGUCGUCGGGCUUUGAAAUAGACACCCCCGAUAGCUUCGGAAGAACGUGCCUCCACGCCGCCGCUGCAGGAGGUAAUGUUGAAUGUAUAAAACUCUUGCAAAGCAGUGGAGCAGAUUUUAAUAAGAAGGACAAAUGUGGGAGGACGCCUUUGCACUACGCAGCUGCAAAUUGUCAUUUCCACUGCAUUGAGACACUGGUGACGACAGGAGCCAAUAUUAAUGAAACAGAUGACUGGGGACGCACCCCUUUGCACUACGCUGCUGCUUCCGACAUGGACCGAAAGUGUCUAGAGUUCCUUCUACAAAACGAUGCCAACCCGUCCAUCCAAGACAAAGAGGGGUACAACACUGUGCAUUACGCUGCUGCGUACGGGCACCGGCAGUGUUUGGAACUGAUUGGAAGCAAAACUCCAUUGGAUAUACUUCUGGAAAAAACGAACAACGUGUUUGAGGAAUCUGAUUCUGCAGCUACAAAAAGUCCUUUGCAUUUAGCUGCCUAUAACGGUCAUCACCAAGCCUUGGAGGUACUUCUCCAAUCCCUGGUAGAUCUGGAUAUCAAGGAUGAGAAGGGACGCACCGCUUUGGACCUGGCUGCCUUCAAGGGACAUGCAGAGUGCGUGGAAGCUCUCAUCAGCCAGGGUGCUUCUGUCACUGUAAAAGACCACGUCACCAAAAGGACCCCCCUCCACGCCUCAG
This is a messenger RNA of Apaloderma vittatum (bar-tailed trogon), 1603 nucleotides long. RefSeq names its product serine/threonine-protein phosphatase 6 regulatory ankyrin repeat subunit B. The annotation marks the transcript as partial. Gene Ontology annotation, molecular function: protein binding. The transcript is spliced from 14 exons. NCBI's taxonomy places the organism in Eukaryota, Metazoa, Chordata, Aves, Trogoniformes, Trogonidae. The record is from RefSeq and is a predicted model, not a curated record.